AGUACACAAGACAUGAAGAAACUACAUGUUGCUGCCGAAUGGGACAAAGAUGUAGAUCCUUCAAAAGCUUUCGUCAUUGAUGGACAGUUUGCUAAUGGCGAAGUCAGAGCGGCAUUCAGAUAUGGCGAGAGGGAAGUGUCCAUCAUUGGCAAGCUAAUUGACAGUGGUGUGGAGGUGGAAACUAAAUGGGCUGCUGACAAGAGAAUCUUUGUCAAUGUUCACUACACACUUGGGAAUACCAAGUCACUGGCAGCUACAGUGCAGACGCCAUUCCAAGGCUGGGAAAAACAGGAUGCCACCUUUACCUUCUCCAUCACUGAUCAUGAAGUUGAGAGUCGCUUUUCUGCUACAUGGAGGAACACACAGCAAAUAGCACUUACUGUCACUGGCAAGGUAGAACCUGGACUCUUUACCAAUGCUCUUUCCACCAAAGUUGCAUUCACAAGCACCUUUGAUAACUAUGAGCGUAUCUCAUUCUCUCUGGAUCACAAUAUGGUUGAUUCCACCAUCAAGACUCAAUUGGAGGGUGCCUGGAACCAAGAGAAAAUGGAAGGCAACUUCCAACUCACUCCUAACACAAAUGGUGUAGAUGCUCGAGCUACCUUCACUUCCCCUGUCACAGAGAACAUCCUUGUGGCAUUGCAUCAUGAGUUACUCAAUAAGCAAUUGUCUACUACAUUUGAAGUGAAAUAUGGACAAGAGAUCUCUACUGCUACUGCCACGGGUCACGUGGACCUCGGUGAUGUGCAUGACAUCAAUCUGGUGUUUAAGGUUGACACCCCUGUUUCUUUGAUCCCUGAGAUAAAUGCCAAUCUUAAAUACUCUCUGAGUGGACAAAGUCUCAAUUUGAUAACUGAAGGUAAAAUUGGGGAGAAGAAAAUCAUGCUUAAUGUAACUGGCCAGAGGACUGUCACUGGUGACACUACAGACAUUUCUGGAGAUGUGCGUUUCAUCACUCCUUUCACCUACCCUCUGACAGCAUCUCUCAAGCACACCCAUGACACAGAGCACUUUACAUCACAGUUUGAGAUGACAAGGAUGUGGUCUACAUACGGUAGUGUCAAGGUGCAUGCUCAAGGAAACAUGGUCUCCAAGAAUGAUGUAGAAUUCAAAGUUGAUGUUUCUAGCCCAGUAAGUAAGGGUUCAAUCGCCUUCAAGCACACUGUUACUAACACCAAGAUGGAUUCCUUAGUUGAUGUCAUUUUCAACUCUGAACGUAUUCAUGUGUCUGUGGGUGGUCUUCUGGAUGUGUCCAGGAGCUUAGCAAACAUUGAAGCUGAAGUUACUUCCACUUUCAGUGGCCUAGAUGAUAUAAAAGUCACCAUUGAUAGCAAGAAGGAGGGCAACACAAGAACCUCCAACAUAGUCCUCAUGAAGGGAACAAAAUCUGUUGUAAUUGAUCAUACCAUUCUCUUCAAUGAUUGGUUCAACUGGGGAAAUUCCUUCAUUGUAAAUGGAGUCUACAAAUUAGACAACAAGCAGAUGCAUGCUGGUUCUUUGUACAAACACCAACUUGAGUACAUGUGGGAUCGCCAACUUGUGCAAUUCGAGGGAACUUUUGACAAGAGGAUCUCUGGAAAUACCCGUCAGAUUGAUGCACAAGUCUCCCUUUCCACUCCUUGGACUGAGGACAUGAAACUUGAUUUACAUCACCAAGAUGAUGGUGUUGAAUACAAACCAACCCUUAUCUUUGAGUACAGGCCUGGAAUGAAGAUUGAAGUUACCUCUGUUCUGAAAUGUGACUCAUCAUUCUUAUACAUUGCAUCCACUCUUACAACACCAUUCUGGCAGCCACUGGGAUACAAACUCAACAUUGAAUUCCUGCCAAGAAAGACUGCCACUCUUGUUUUAACACGUGGAGCCAACAGAACUACUAUUGACAUCACAGGAAACUAUGAACAAGGAAAGAUAGAUGGUGAGUUGCAUAUUGAUUCUACAUACCUUACCAAACCAGUUUCUCUGGAAGUGUUCUAUGACAUCAUUUCAGCUGAAAAGAAAGUGAACUUGGUGCUUGAUUUUGACAAAAGGUAUGAGAUAACAGGAACCAUUGCUGGUCACCUUAAACAAGCUAAAUGGUCUCUUAUAACUGAACUUCCUCUUGAAGCUGUACAGAAACUUGGUUUCAGUGGUGAGUACAAUGUUGAAGUCAUGCCCUUCACUGCCCAUACAGUAUUGGUUUUCAACACCCAGAAAUACCAGGUAAAUAGCAAGAUCAAUGCAGAUGAAUUCCAAAUCAAUAUGGAUUUCAAUGGAAAAACCGGAAGUUUAGUCAGCAGUUGGAACUACCAGGAGAGCUAUGCUGAUGUUGAAAUCGACUUCCAAUCACCAUUUACAACACUGGACAAUAUGUCUGUCUCAGGAAUGUAUGACUUCCGUAGUGAAAAGAAAGUGACCCUUAAGAUGACCCGUAACUCAAAGGAAAUCAACCUGUCUGGGCGACUUGAAGGACAAACCAUUGUUUUCGAAGGCACAACUCCAUUCAGUGGAUGGGAAACCCUUAAGGCCUCAUUCUUCAUUUCCAGUUCUGCUGUUAAAGCCUUUGUGUCCAGGAAUGACCGUAAGGUUGAGGUUACAGGAACACUGCACAUCAGAAAAGUCAAGGGAAAGAUUAAUCUCACCAUUAAUACUCCAUAUGCUGGCUAUGAAACCGUUUCUGUUGACACAAACUACAGCUUACAGGGCCAAGUGAAAACAGUGGAGUUUGAAGCCAAAUUUGGCUCACAAGAACUCUCCUUAAAGGGAGACAUCAAGACAAACAACAUUUUAGCUCCUGAGAUGACUCUCAAUAUCAUUACUCCAUUUGAAGCUACAAGAACUCUUGGUGGAGAAGCUCACUGGGACCUGAGAAACCUUGUCAAGACUGCCGAAGUGAAGGCUUUCCGCAAUGAUCGCCACUACCACUGGCAGCUAGAGACAGCUGCUGAUAGUCCCCUAAAGGGUUAUGCCAAUUCCAAGAUCACAACUCCCAUUGCUGGAUGGACAACAGUCAGUUUGGAAGGAAACUUUGAUUUCACCUCCAUGCCUUACAGGGCACUUUUUACUUACAACAAAGAAGCAGUUAUCAGAACAUUUGAAGUACAAGUCAGUGUAGCAGAAAAUGCAGUAUCUGGUGAAAUUACAACACCAAUCUCUGGAUGGGAGAAGAUUGCGUGAGUGGCGACUAUUCUCUGGCCAACAACCUUCUGACCGGAAAUGUGGAGAUCACCAAGAGUUCUGACAAAUAUCAUCUCAAUGGGGAUAUUGCUUUUAAUACUCAGAAGCCUAAGGUAAAUAUUGGCAUCAGGACACCUCUAGCAAAUGCUGCUAAUAUUGAGCUGGUUCUUGAUGCUAAUCUAGUCGAUACAGAAAAGAAUUUCCAUAUUACCUUCAAAAGGAAUGACAUUACUUACUCUGCAGAUUUCACAGGCCAAAUUAUCUAUAAGACAGGAUUCAUGAAGCUGCAUACAACUUCGCCCAUUCCAGGUUUUACAUCCCUGGAUGUGAUGCCAAAUACGACUUUACUGGAGAUGUGAAAAAUGCUGAAGCCAAUCUUAUGAAGGAAGGAAAUAACAGCAUAUCUCACUGACUUCCACAGUCUAUGACAACAAUUUCCAUGUUUAAGUGAAACACCAUUUGCUGUUUUGAAACUGUGAAGAUGGAUGGUGAUUACACAUACCUCAAUAAUAAACACAGUGUCUCAGCUUCAUUGAGAAGAAUAGUCUGAAGUAUAACUUCAAUGCUGAGAUUUCCCUCAAUACCAACUCUGUUACCCUGAUGCUGACACCCCCAAUAGUAGACAUUAAGCAUGUUGUCAUUAAUGGCAAUUACCAAGCCAUUGAGAAUGGAAUGGAAUGCUCCCUUGUUGUUGAAAGAAACCAGGAUAAGUUUGAGUUGAUACUCGUGGAUAUUUCACACCCAAGAAAUCAGACCUCCACCUCUCACUAGAGACACCUGUUGAGGGCUGGAGGAAGCUACAGCUGGAUACCCAUUAUGAUAUUAUCUCUGACAAGAAGUCUGCUGAGAUCUCUUUCCAAGGAGAUUCACUGAUGAAAAAGCUGUAUGUUGAGGGUAGCUAUAAUCUGAAAUAUGGAUCUUUUAAGGUUAUGACUCCUAUUGAGGACUUCAGAGUCCUGGGUGCUGAAUAUACACUAAACCUUGAUGAAUACAACAAGAAAUUGGAUGCUUUUGUUAAGAUCAGUCAAAAUUCCAAUGAAUGGGCCUUCGAGGCAUAUGGACAGUACAGUGAUGAUAACAUUGUUAUAAAGUUCCAGACACCAUUUGAGGGCUUUGACACUAUUGCUGUAGAAGGCAACCUAAAUUAUGAAAACAGAUCGGGAAGAGGUGUCAUCCUGUUUGGUCUUAUAAGUUUACCACCAGCAUUACUUAUGCAAAUGACAACAUGUCCUUUGAGCUGACGACUCCCUUUGAUGCAAUGAAGACUGUGUCCCUUUCAGCCCAGUACAGCUGGACCAGCCAAAAGAGCUAUACUCUAAACAUCAUUACAAUGACAAGAACUUCGUUCUCCAGCUCUCUGCAGCUCUCUACAAGGGCCUCUGACAUCACCUUCCAGGCCGGAACUCCUUUCAAGGGUUUCCAGAACACUUUCAUUUAAAUUAAGUAUGAUGUUGAUAACAGAGAGGAGCUCCUUGCAUCCCGUGUCAGUGUAGAUGAUCACAAAUACAGCUUUUGUAGGUGGAUUUAUUGAAGACAAGCUAGCCAUGUUCAAGUGGAAAACCUUAACUCUCCUUUCAGUGGCUGGACUGAUGCCAAGUUUGUAGCAAAGAUUGAUCUUUCCAGUGAAAAUAAAAACAUGAAAUCUCCCCUUUAGAAAGAAGGAGACCUUAAAGCUAUUGCAGUCUCUGGCAAGUUCAUUGGCAGUACAUUGGACUUUAAUCUGCAACUCCUUUCAGAGGGCUCAAUAAUUUCAACGUGUUUGGAUCUCUUAACCGGUCCAAGAGUCUCUUGAAAUGAGAAUGAUGAAUGAUGCAGGACAAGUAUCUUUAGCUGGCAAUUUCAAUUCCCUCAGAUUCAACAUGAAGACUCCAUUUGAAAGAGCAGAACAGAUCUCCUGGGAGAUCACCAAGACUGGUGAAGGCUCCUACAAUGCUGAAUGGAGGAGGAAUGAUAAUUAUGCAAUACUUACAAUAGAAAAGGACACAAUUAAGCAAUCCUUUGAUUUGAAUAUAAAGAGUGAAUUUCAGGGAUGGGAGAUCCUGGCUCUUACUGGAAGACUGGACGAAGGGACAAAACAAGCCUACCUCAGUGGAGCCAUUAAUGAACAGAAGAUCACCAUCUCUGGAUCAGGUUCUGUCAGUAACAAAGUGAAAUACAGUAUGACAAUUGAAACUCCCUAUGAAAAUUACAGGGAAGUAAAAGUGCAACUUAAUUAUGCAAAAAGAAAGAACACAAUGAAAUUGGAAGCCUCUUCAUCCUCUUCUGAUUUCCAUCUUCUGUGGUCAUACUCAGGAUCAGGCCUCGAAGCUCACCUUUAUUGUACCUAAUUCACAGCAGAACACUGAAAUCUCCAUCAACAUCGCCCCUACUCAAGGAAAAAUAACCAUAACAUCACGAUUUGAACUUAUCAGGGACUACCUCCAGGAAUACCAUGUUAAUCUUGAUCAGUAUGUUAUCACUGCUGACCAUAUUAUCAAGCUGAAUGGUCAUGAGGUUUUCAAGAUGGAAUUUGAGAGGAAUGCUCCUGAACAGAAGGGACACCUAGAAAUUCACAUUCAUGUUGCAGAACGCCACACAACCAUCCACUUCCAUCGUGAGGGCUUUAGCAAGCUUAAUUUCCUGUUUAAACGUGAGGUACCCCAGUAUGGUGAAAAACACUUCAAGGUUGACAUAACUGGAUCAGGAGCAUUGCCAGAAAAGGGUGCACUUGAUAUUGUUGUUGAGAAAAACUUUCCGUGAACCAGCUAGGGGCCAUCAAUGCACGUGUUGAAGUAGACCCGGGCUAGUUCCCAAAAGAAAAUUAAAUUAGAGGUUUCUCCUAGACGCAGUAGAUUAUAUACAUUUAACCUUGAAUAUAAUGCAGACCUUCAAAGCCCACAGCAUGGAGAUUCACAUUGGGAAUUUACAACUCCUAACCAUUCUACUUCUCCAUGGAAAAAUAUUCUGGAAAUUGGAAUGUUGGAAAAUCCAAAUGAUGCCACAAUAACCUUCACAAUCGGUGAUAUCACUUAUAAUGCUAAAGGAAAAACUUACUCUUCAGGAAUCCACCAUGAUACUCUCUUCAACAAGUCAUCAGCUGAGAACAUUUACCUCCAGUGGAAAUUUGAACGAGAUGGCAGCACUAGAGAUUACUUCCUUAAGCUUGGCCGUGAUCCAAAUAUGGAAUGCUGAAGCUGAAGGGAACAUAUUGAUAUUGCUCAUGUGGAUAUUGAAGGAGGCCUCAAGGCUGGACCAUUCAUGCCAAUGAGUUCCUGUUUACCUCUAUGUGGGACAAGUCUAAUGGUGCAGUCACUGGAGAAGGUACAUUUGAUUAUGGAAACUAUCAUGGCUCCCAUCGCCUAGUAAAGUUUGAACGAAAUGCAGAAAGGAAAUCGGCAUCCUUUGAAUGGUCAGCAACUUCAAAUAUUCCCCAGUACAACUCUGUUUCGGUUUCAGGAAAUUAUGACUUUGACCACAAAGUUGUUAUCUUUGUCCUCAUAAAUGCUGAUGGUAGAGAAUCUAAAAUUGAUGUUAACAUUGCUGAUAUCAACCCCACAAUAUCUCGUAAUACAGCAAUGAUUUCUAUCCCACUCCUAGGAUCUACAUUUGAAAGAACAGAACUCACUGUCAGUCAUGACUUUAGCCAUCCAAACCGAAAAUCUAUCUCAGCUGUUGCAAAGUUUGGUCGUUCAGAAUCCUUCAUUAAUGCCAAGUGGAACGAAGUGAUGGUUUUGAAACCCUUGAAGGAAAAAUAGAGGCCAAAUCUAGAUUCCUUGGAGAUAUUCUAAUCAACGUCAGGUAUAACAUGUCCAAUAUUGCAGAUGCUUAUGCUGAAGUUGACUAUUCAAGAACGACAACAGAUGGUGACAAAAAGGAAUUCAAACUAAACUGGACUAGGAAAUCUACUGAUGACCAUCUUGAAAAUGAAAAUGAUCUUUGACUCCAACUUUGAGACCCUGUCACAUGCACGUGCAUAUGCCAAUGCUGAGUAUGGUAAACAAUUUCAAAUUGUUAUCUGGGCUGGAUUGGAAUGAUAAGAAAAUUAACCUUACCCUUGAAGUUCGCAAAAAUAAGAUUUCAGGAAAGCUUACCACACCAUUUGAAGGAUUUGAAACAAUAGAGGUAGACCUGCAGUAUAAGCUUACUGGUAAGGACAAGUCAGUUAAAGCAACAUAUCAACGGGGAGAAAGGAAGGCUAGCCUCAAUAUGGAGUUGAGCAUGAAGGGUAAAAAAGGUUCCUUUAAUGUUGAUCUUAGUACACCUUUUGAAGUGGUGAAAAACCUUCAUAUUGAUGGUCAGUAUGAAAUAAAGUGGCUCAAGUUAAUACCAAAGAAACGAUAUUCACAUGAACUUCAAUGGAAAGGCUAACAUCAAGUCAAGUAAAGCUUCCUUUGACAUUUCAUUCACACCUCCCAGCGGACAAAAUAUCAGGAUAGCUGCUUCAUAUGAUGUACAGGACUUCAUUGCUGGUACAGGAACUGAGGAGAAAGAACUAGCUAGUCUUUCACUUGAAUUUGAAGGUAACUCAUUGGACUUCAGCCUUCAUGGCUUCCGCAAUGAUGACAGACUCUAUGUGAUGAUUCAUGGGUCUUCCUCCUUUGCAGUGCUCAAGAUGUUCCAUCUCAAAUUAGAUUCUGAACUGAAUACUCAGGCAAGGGAUGGCACUUUUGAACUCACUUUCAAUGAUUUUAAAUUCAAUGUAAGCAAUCACUUUGAAAGACGAGAAGACAAUGGUUAUUACUUUAGAAGCAAGAUUGAGUCGACACUCACUCCACUCCCAGCACUGAUCAUUGGUCUUGGGCGUGAAGGUGAAGAACGUAUCAUAACCGUUGGUUAUGGAGAGGACAAAGAGAUUACUUUCUCUAUAAAAGGUAAGAACAACUUCCUUUCUGGAUUUUCGGGCAAGGUUGACAUUCCCUCCCUAAAUUAUGAAGGAGUGGAAUAUGAUGUGGAUUACAGCUUCCCAGGUGAUAAUCACCUCCAGAUUCAUGUCGAGAUUGACUUAGACGAAAACGAGCAAGAAGUGGAGGCAACAUUCUUCCUGGAUUCAGAAGGUAUCAAGGCUCGCCUGACAUCCACUGUACUGGGUGACCAUUCCUUGCGUGUUCGUCGAUCAGUGUCCCCUGAUGGCUUUUAUGCUGAAGCUGGUCUUGAUGAUUACAGCCUGAAAUUGCGAGGAGGCUUCAAGAACGAAGAUACCGCACGAGGUGUACUACUGGAAGGAGAAGUAUUUGGUAAUAGAUUCCUUGUUGACACCUUAUUCCAGUGUGAAGGAAAGCGAUAUUCUGAGGGUAAACUUAUCAUCCACACUCCAUUCCCUGGCAUGGAAAAGAUGGGUGGCCUAUUCACAUGGUCUAAUGCAAACAAGAAAAUCAUGGCCCAUGCUGAACUACAUCUUCCUUCUUAUAUACCCACCUACAAUUACUGGUGAGAUUAGCCUAGACCUUAAAAAGAAGAUUCAAUGGUUAUGUCACGCUUGACGUAGCUGGAGAGGAAUUCACCCUGAAGUGCAAUCUUGCUGGUUCUUCCAUUUCUCAAGGUUAUACAGGUUCACUUGAAUUCUAUACUCCAUUCCAUGCUGUAUCACAUGUUAUGUUGACAGGCGACAUAAAAAUGCAGGCAUUGUCCUUCCUUGACAUGGAAGUAAAAAUUGAAGCACCUUUUGCCACACAUGACCUUAAACUGAAAUACCAGCUUAGUGCUGACAAAGUCUCUGGGGAAGCUUUCCUUGAGUCAACAAGGUUGUAUAACACCAUUCAGCUAAGCCUUAAUCUUGAGGGCCUCAGCACUGGAAAUGUAGAGGUUGACUUGACUGUCAAUGACAACAAGAUUAAUGCACAUUACAUUUUGGCUCAAUCCACCUUCAAAUUCGACGUGACAACCGUUAUUUUUAGCAAGGAACGCCAGUUCUCCAUUGAAGCUAAGUAUCCAUCUCUGGAGAGCCUCGAGGGUGUAGUUGCUGUUAGUCUGGAAGGUGAAAAGCACAUGGUUUAGUGGAAGCCUGAACAUCGUUAACAAUCGUAUCCAAGGAGCCCUGGAUUUGGAAUCUGACCUUAUUCAGCGGCCACAGAAACUGAUGUUCGACGUUUCCAAGCCAAGUACUUCCUAUAAACAAGCUCAUUUAAAAUCAUUUUCACUAGCAGUGCCCCUCAUUCCUUCUACCUGGAUUUGGAUCUAAGAAGUGGGCUUGAAGCUACUGUAAAGAUUGAUACACCCGUUUUUUCCAAAAGUUACCACUCCCCUGCAAGUAACCCUGCUGUUGCUGGAAUCACCGUCGAGACCCCCAAAGGAACACACAAGGUUCAGGUUAGCUGGCGCCAGACUCGUAGAAUGCCAUCUGACUGGAUUGCUUCCCUAGAGCUGAUCUCUCCAUUGCUGCCUGAGAACUACCUCUUCAGUGUUAACCUUGGAAGUAAACACAUCAUGGCUGAGCUGCAGACAGGGAGCAUAAAGCACAAUCUUGAAGCCAGAACCUCAAUGUCUAACUAUGGUGGUGAUUUGUCUCUCAUGAUUGACACACCCUUUAAAGAUAUCAAUAAAGUUAUGUUUGAUGCCUCACUCAACUUCCAGAACAAUGUUGAACUGUAUAUCACAGCCAAGUUUGCCAACACAGUCAAUUCCUUCCGGUUCAAUUUGGAUAAGGAAAACAGGAAGCUAAUUAGCAUUGUGGAAUCUCCAUACAUUCCAACGGGAAUGGCUGAAGCUGAAGCUAUGCUCACUGGAAAUACAAAUGAGAACAUGCAAAUGAAGAUGACUUUGAAGAAUGCUGAAGAUACCAUCUCUGGAAUCCUCAAUAUUAAGAUCAAGUCUUCACAGAAUAUCAAUACCAACCUCAAGAUUAUUACGCCAUUCAAGGGUUACAAGAAGAUGAACUUCGGUGCCCGCUACCUUAAAGAUGAAGUGACCAACAUUUCCGUGUUUGCUGACAAGCCUCUGAAGUUUAAGGCAGAUCUUCAGUUUGGAAACACCGAGGAUGCCGUGGCAACCAACUUGGUUGUUGAAACUCCCAUUGAAGACUUCGAGAGGAUCGAGGCUGAAAUGAAGGUUCCCCUGUACAGGUUUGCUCCGAAGGUGAUGCUGACUCUCCCUCACAACCGUUACGGAUUUACUGCAGAUUACGGCAGUGACUCUUUCUCUCAGAAGUUAUCUGCUGGCGUGACGGUGAACGAGGAAUCAUAUGACGGAUACUACUCUCUGAGGACAAAGGCGCCCUACGAACUGGCUUACGGCUACAACUUAGCUCACUUGGCAAGCACACGAUUCCAUCUUAGAACCGACUCGUCAUUCUUCUCUGUGUUUGCAUAAAUUCAGUGUGAUUUGCUUGAGGACACGAUAUGUAUUUAUGCGUAAUUUACUAACUACAUUAACGGCAUCUAGUCAGAUCGAAACACUUCAUUAUGCUAUAUGAACAUGACAAAACCAUUCCAGUUAUAUUAAAUAGUUACAAGGAUAUGAAAUUGUGCCUAAACUCAUCAAUUUUGACAAGUUUACCUUUUAUGUAUAUAGAUAAUCAUGAUUGUGACAUGUAGUACAUUAAAAUUUUUUAAACAAAAUA
This is a messenger RNA of Penaeus monodon (black tiger shrimp), 10687 nucleotides long. RefSeq lists its product as uncharacterized. Bases 13 to 3153 code for a protein of 1046 amino acids. Lineage: Eukaryota; Metazoa; Arthropoda; Malacostraca; Decapoda; Penaeidae. The transcript has 2 exons. The record is from RefSeq and is a predicted model, not a curated record.